AUGCCGGAGGAUACGGGAACAUAUAUACUUCGAAAAGGUCAUGCUCCAGUCGUUCAUGGAGACGCAUACAACGGUCUUAAAUGCUUUUCUGACCUUAGAGACGCAAAGAACUAUACAGUUAUAAGGAAAUAUGUGAAGAAGAAAGGCAUGCGCCGUUUGGAUCUGAUCUAUCGUUUAUCACGUGGUAUCGCUUCUGCAGCUCCCAAAACUAGUACAGGAAUUGAACACGCUGAUGCAUUGGCGAAAGCUGGAGGUCGAAAAGCCAACUGGAAACUGUACAAAGUGGGCGACUACCUAAACAUGAACAAUUAUUCUUUCUACCAAGCAGAAAUCACAAUGGCUAAACAUCGCCUACAACAACCAACAAACAAAAAGCCUGAUGUGCUGCCGAAAGUGAAACCUGAUCUGGCGCCGAAGCCAAAGCCGCAGUAG
Messenger RNA from Necator americanus (New World hookworm), 432 nucleotides. RefSeq lists its product as uncharacterized. Lineage: Eukaryota; Metazoa; Nematoda; Chromadorea; Rhabditida; Ancylostomatidae. The record is from RefSeq and is a predicted model, not a curated record. The coding region runs from base 1 to 432 and encodes 143 amino acids. The transcript is spliced from 4 exons. Gene Ontology annotation, cellular component: mitochondrion.